Molecule: messenger RNA, 1080 nt
Organism: Rubroshorea leprosula
Lineage: Eukaryota; Viridiplantae; Streptophyta; Magnoliopsida; Malvales; Dipterocarpaceae
Source: the annotation of a GenBank genome assembly
AAAUCCCUUGUCGUGUUGUGGGUCUCAUUGUUCUCUUUGGGGUUCUCAUGAGGCAAGCAAAAUCCCAAGUGCAACCCCAUGAAGGCAAAAAGAAAGCUGAUUUUGUGAGGCAGAUUCAUGAGAAGGGAAGACUCAACAUUGAGCGAAGAACAGAGCAAUAUGCAAAACAACCCAACAAGGGGCGUUCUAAGCUGGUCUUUGAACCUGGAGAUUGGGUUUGGUUGCACAUGAGGAAAGAAAGAUUCCUAGCACAAAGGCGUUCCAAAUUGCUUCCAAGAGGAGAUGGUCCUUUCCAAGUCUUAGAGCGCAUCAAUGGUAAUGCUUACAAACUAGAUUUACCAGGUGAGUACAAUGUUAGUGCCACUUUCAAUGUUAUUGAUUUGAGUCCUUUUGAUGCAGUAGACAAUUUGAGGACAAAUCCUUUUCAAGAGGAGGGGAAUGAUGUAAAUCCAGGUUUGACUGUAAAGGAUUCAAUUCAAGUUCCUGUUGGACCAGUCACGAGGGCUCGAGCUAAGAAGUUCAAGGAAGCCCUAAAUGAGUUAAUUCGAGAAAUAUGGACUCAAGCAAAUUCGUGGAAGCCCAUUGAGGGAAGUCCAUGUGAGCCUCAGAAUUACGUAAGCUUAAUCCAAGUUCUAGAAGAAGACUCUGUCAAAGCCAAGCCUAAUCUUUGCAAGUAAUGGUCAUGAACUUUGGGCGUGAACUCAACAAACAUUCUGGCUCAAAUUUAUUAUUUUCCUUUUUGGGUUUUGGCUUGCAUGCCAAGUUUUUCUUUCUGGGGUUGAAUUACACAGCUUGCAUCAAAUCUACUGCAGUUGGCCGCAAACUAAUAUUUCACAAUGUUCUUAGGUUAUUUUAGCUUAGUUUUACGUUUGUUGUGUUAUUUGGGUUAAAGAUUCAUUUAGUUGAAGCCCAAAUUCGUGGUUAUUAGGGUUAGGACCUGGUUUGUUAGUUUUCUAUUCUGGUUAGGAUUAGUUUUAGUUAUUUAUAGGGCUGCAACCCUAAUUGUAAAACAGAUCAUUAUUCAUCAACAUUGUGAGAACGAAUUCUCUCUGGUUCUUUGAAUAACUUUUCGAACUUAUC